Papilio xuthus (Asian swallowtail) is the source of this 976-nucleotide messenger RNA. RefSeq lists its product as uncharacterized. Bases 135 to 881 code for a protein of 248 amino acids. Lineage: Eukaryota; Metazoa; Arthropoda; Insecta; Lepidoptera; Papilionidae. The record is from RefSeq and is a predicted model, not a curated record. The transcript has 6 exons.
CAAGUAACCGUCAUAUUGAUGAUGUCAGUGAUAUCAAACAAAUGACAUUUAUUAUGUCUUAAUUUCAGUAAACAAACAUAAAUGUAAAAUUUUCGUGAUGUGGAAAAUUAUAAAAAUUUAACUAAAAAUUAACCAUGGACCAUUAUCUUACAACGUACAGAAAGGACUAUCUUUGGCCCGAUCUACCCAAGGCACCAGGGGCGGAGCAACAUGGGGGGGUCGCUGAAAUACCGAAGCUUUCUGGCGAGGAGAUGGCGUUCUACCAGGCUUGCAUGCAGCACACGCGGCCGCCUGACUGUCGCUGCCCGCAGUACUCUGGCGGAGAGAUGCCUCAACUGCCGCCCGGCAAGGAAGGGGGAUGGAGCAGGAUUGAGAUUAUGGGACCAUUGUUAGAUCCAAAGUUGUAUCCGGCACGCGUUGCUGCCGCCCCAGAAACACCUACGUCAAGAUAUAAUCAACCCAACGCGUUCCUUGAUAAGCUGCAAUCGAAGUACCCGAUGCUGUACAGCAUCCUGCAGAACGAAGCCUCGCCUGAGCUCAAACAAAGGAUCGAUCGUGACAGGAACAAGACAACUUACCAUGUCGACUUUUGUGAGAGUGGUCCAGGAGCGAAGUUCGAUAACCUGCAACGCGCGGCCGACGAGAGUGGGUCGGGUCCGUGCUCGCAGCCGAUGCGUCUGCCGGGAGACCCGUGCCGCGUCGCGCCCAAGAUCCGCAUGACCACGCCGAAGACCAUCUCCAAACAGGCAGGAGGCGGACCCGACCCGCGCGCUAAGUGUGAGACGACAUCUCUGGUGCCGCCGCUGGGCAAGACUGAAUACCAAGACAACGUGUCUAAGCUGGGAGGCAUCAUCAUGCGCGACAAACUGCACAGGAAGUAAACGAUGGAUAAAGACUAUGUAAACACUAAAAAUAAGAUGUAAAUUAUCAAAGGAAAACAUUAAGAUUGGCAGUAAAAUUAUUUAUCAAUCAUUUU